Messenger RNA from Aphanomyces astaci, 2693 nucleotides. RefSeq lists its product as hypothetical. The record is from RefSeq and is a predicted model, not a curated record. The transcript has a single exon. The coding region runs from base 88 to 2664 and encodes 858 amino acids. NCBI's taxonomy places the organism in Eukaryota, Oomycota, Saprolegniomycetes, Saprolegniales, Verrucalvaceae.
CACAAGAUGGCUUAACGUAUCUAAACAUAGCGCGAUGUAGUCGAACGUCGUCAUGGCUUGCUCGUCACUUGUCAGGCUGCAGGGUCGAUGCAUCGACUGUUCUUCGUCCUAGUUGGCUCUGGCUGGGCUUUGGCUGGCACGUGCACCAACACAAGCCUGAGCUCGCGAUUUGAAAUCGCCCAAAGUGUCGGUAUCUCUCCCACAUGUGUGGGGCCAUGGAGUGCCACCAUGCCCAAAACCAUCGAUUUUCUGACGGUGUUCAGCGGGUAUGCCCCCCUCGCGUGCGCUCAAAGCUCCUGUCGACAGGACUUUCAAACUAGCGCUUCAAACAUUGGCGCCAUAGUAUGCGACGAAGCGCAGGCCGCGGCCAAGGCCAUAACUGGUCUAGUGAACCUUUGCAGCUCGUUGGUUCUCGCUACAACUGCCCAGCCUACGUGCUCCAACUACUCGUAUGCGACCAACCUCGGCGCAGUGCCAGCAGCGUGUGCGUCGGCUGCCCCGCUUGCGACCAGCGCUCUCGCCAUCUUGCAAUCGUCCGAUUUGAAGUCGUUCGACGCAGUGUGCCAAGUGCCAGCUUGUGUGGCCAAUCUCACGGCACGCAUCACUGCGCUACCAACCUGCCGACUGGAAUGGCCAUACUUCUACGGCGCCCCCCUGAUCCCGAAAGAAGUGUAUCUGGGCUACCUGUCUUCCUUCUGUGACAACUUGCCUACUCAAUCUGCUGUCAAUACCUCGUCCUGCCCUGCCAAGCUGGCGGCGCUGUAUGCGACGCCGUUUUCCGAUACGUGCAUCGCCCAAUACUUUGGAAACCGCAUUGCAUUUGUAAUUUACGAAGCCACCCUCCGCAGAUACAUCCUGCUGAGUCGAUAUCUAGCCACCAGUAACGCCUGUAAAAGCAGCAUUCAAUACAUGCUCAAUGACCUUGCCGACGCCGGUCCUUGUGCAGCCAGCGUCCUCUUUGCCUUCCAGACCCUCCAGCAAGCAGUGUCCAAGGUCUACCCAUCGAACUCGUCCCUUGCGCUCUGUACAAACAGCGAAAGUGCCAGUGUGAUUGCCCUGUUAGGCUCCCCCGCUUCUGUCGCAUGCCUUCGCAACCCACUGGUUCAAAUCUGGUCGGAUGUGUACACGCCCCAUCAAUUGGCAGACCUCGCGUCCAUCGUUGCCACCCCUGGCUGCGUCGCGUCGGCUGUAGCUUUUGCUACGUCAUCGUUUCCGAAGUGCGAGUUCGCCGCGCCGGACAAGGGCGACGCGGCCGUUGGGAUGGACGCCGCCACUCGGUUCACGUCAUUUCUGCUGGCGGCGGACUAUUUGGUCACCCGCGAGGCUUCUCCCCCCGUGUCUCGCGCUUGUUUCGACGGCGGACAUGGCUCUUAUUGGCUCGAAGACGCGAGACCGAUGGACUUUCUGACUAUCAGCAGAGGGCUCGUCCCUAUGGCGUGCACUGUCGACUCAUGUCGGGCAGAUUUCAUCGCCAGUGCCAUCGCCUUGAAGGAGACCAAUGCGUCGACCGUUCAGUCGUUGGGGGCGUCCGUGGCCGGCAUCGCAAACGUGUGCAAUUCGCUGGCCCUUUCCUUUGGUCUUCCGCGAUGCACCAGCGCUUCCCCCUUUGACCUCGGUGGGGUGCCCCCUGCCUGCACUACAGUGGCCGCGUCCGUAGCCUCCGCGGCCGCCAUCGCCCUCCCGUCCGACCUGGGGGCCCUUUCUGCCGUGUGCCAAGUCCCUGCUUGUGUGGCGGCCCUUACUAUGCAAAUGAAUGCGCUGCCCGACUGCGAGGCGGAGUGGGGGCCGUCGGGGGGCGCCUUCGUCUCCCCCAAGCAAGUGUACUUGUCGUACCUCACGUCGUUUUGCAACUCGACGACGGUGGUCGUAGCCACCAACUUUUCAACGUGCAGCAACAAGCUGGCCGCCGCGCACUUUGUCACGUUUACUAACGACUGCGUUGAGUCCAUCUUAGAAUACCAAAACGGGUUUGGGAGUGUUGGUGAGUACGGCAUGGUGAUUCGCCAAGUCACGAUCAACAAGUACAUCCCAUUCAGCCGGUUCCUGGCCACAAGUCCCACGUGCACUGCCAACGUCAACGCCACGGCCAACCUACUCAACAACGUCGGGCCUUGUGGCACCCCCCUUGCCAUCGUGUUCAAAGUUUUGCUCCAAGUUAUUUCGACUAAAACUCCAAGUAACCGUUCGCUGGCAUUGUGCAGCUCUGCCCAAACGAACGCACUGACGACGCUGUUAAGUGCCGCUGCGGCCGUCGAGUGCUCUCGCAGCAAUCCGUGGGUGCAACGGUGGAGCGAUGUAUUUGCUCCGCGCCACUUGGCCGAUAUGGUCACGACGGUGGCCGCGCCAGGAUGUGUAACGGCGGCAGUUGCAUAUGCCAAGACAGCCUUUCCCGCCUGCGAAUACGUCGACGUCGAGUUUGACGAACGCGCCGUGGGCGUGAGUGCUGCCACGUACUUUACAACGUUCCUCAUCGCGACUCAAUCGUUCGUCCCUGAAACCUCCGUCACUGCCGCGCCAUCAACUAGUGCUACUACUACUACUCCAUCCUCCACUAGUCUUACUAGUCCAACCCCCACUCGUGCAACCGCGCGUUCGGUGUCGGUGGAAAUGCCAGUGGUUGGGCUUUGCAUUGUACUAUAUUGGUACUCAUUGCGACAUUACUAACUAGUAUAAUACAAGGGGAAUACGUACUC